Messenger RNA from Symbiodinium necroappetens, 285 nucleotides. NCBI's taxonomy places the organism in Eukaryota, Dinophyceae, Suessiales, Symbiodiniaceae. The record is from the annotation of a GenBank genome assembly.
AUGGUGGAAGUUCUGAUGGCCAUGUCCGAUGCCAUGAACCGUGGCUCCCAUGACAUGUGGAUAGCAGCGAGGUAUGUCAAUUUCAGAUACCGCUAUGCCACAUGGACAGUGACACAGACAAGCAAUGGUCCCGAUGCCAAGGCCUUUCAUCGCUGUGUUUGUGCUGCUCUUUCAUGGCAACCGGGUCUUGGCGAUGCCUUACGAGAUCACUUGGAACGGCUUCUCGACGGUUGGGCAUCGGGCAGCGCUGAGAAACUGCGCAACGACGCCAAAGCAUUGAUUUGA